AUGCUUCAAGACAAAAGUUGUCUCGCAACACCAACAGUUUUUGAAGCAAACUCGUCAUCAGAGCCAACACUGAGUAUGCUGGAAGAAGCCAAAAUUCAGCUCAUCCGUAUGGCAAUGAAGAACUUGAAUACAAAACAAGAAGUGAAUGAUAUUAGGACUUAUUCUCUAAGUGAAGAAGAAGAAGGAAAUUCAUUCAUGAACAAUGAAAAUAUCACCAAAAAGAAAAAACCAUCCUCAAAUUUAAUGAUGAAAGACAAUAUGCUUGAAACACAGCCAGCCAGAUUGGAUCAUGUGCUUGGUGAUGAUAUGUUGUAUCAUAUUCUGACAUUUCUCGAUCAGAGUUUUCUCAUUCACACCUUCAUGAGAGUUUCAAAAUAUUGGUAUGAAAAAGUACUUUUGAUUCCCAUGUCUUUAUCACUGCACUGUCGCAUCAAUGAAAUUCUUUCAAAACUACAAACCAUUGCAAACAAUCGAUACACGCUCAACUUUAGAGAACUCUCUUUUAUAGGCACAUUAAAAGACGAAAGUGCAGACAUCAUUCGAGUAAUUUCAAGGAGUAACAAAUUUAACAAUAUCAAGUCGUUAUACCUAAAAAACUUUAUUUUUGGCAAAGAAGAAAUUUCUGAAAUUGCUUCAGGAUAUUGCAAGUCAUUGACGACAUUACAUAUCAAUAGUUGGUUCAAUACAAAAAAUAUUGAUGCAAGUUUUGCCACCAUCAUUGCGAAUAGUGACAACAUGAAAGAAUUACGAACGCUACGCUUACUGACUGAUUUUGGAGAUGACAUUAUACGAGAGCUUUGUAACAGUGACAAAAUCAAAAAUCUCAAGCAUUUAGAUUUAAAUGGAUCUAAAGUGAGCAGUAACGGUAUAAUAAUGCUUAGCAAUGGCGUUUCAAUGAGUAAUUUAACAGUGUUAAAGCUGAUAGAUAUCAUGUUUGGUGAAGAAGGUUUGUCAGCGUUUGUAAACAGUACCGUUUUACAUAAUCUUCAAAACUUGAAUCUCUUACUCUGUAGUAUUGGAACGACUGGAGCUCGAUUGCUUUCUAACAGUCCUCAUUUAACACAGAUUACUACAUUAGCUCUUGAAUCUAACAGCAUUGCGGAUGAGGGUGUUUUAGCUCUUUGUGAAAGUGCAUGUAUGAGAAAUGUUACAGAUUUGGAUUUGUCGGACAAUGAUGUCACUGAAAAAGCUGUCUCGUAUUUGACCAGCAACACUUCAAGCAUGAAGUGUCUAACAAGAUUGAAUCUUGACUGGAAUAGUAUCGAAGUUCAAGGAGCAAAAUUGAUCGCAACAAGUCAAACCAUGCAAUAUUUAAAGAAUAUUUCCAUGUGUGGCUGUGGUAUUGGUGAUGAAGGAAUUCACGCCAUUUGUACGAGUGAUUAUAUGAAAAAUUUGACAAGCCUCAAUCUUGACGAAAACAACAUUUCCACAACAGGGAUUGCAUAUUUGGUCUCGAGCACUUUUCGUAGCUGUUUGCAACACCUGUCAUUAGAAUGCAAUAGCAUUGGAGUUGAAGGAGCACGAUUACUUACCACAUCAUCCCUAAAGCUAAAGUCUCUAAUUUUAACAAGCUGUGACAUUGAGAGUAAUGGAAUUUUAUUGAUUGCCAACUGUCCCACUUUUCAACUGACCGAGUUAUCGAUUUGUUGCAAUGGCAUUACUGAUGAGGGAAUGUAUGCCAUCUGUAACAGUCCCUAUUUGAGAAAACUGACCAAGCUGUCAGUAUAUGACCGAGUCAUUACCAUGACAUCAUGCUUCUUGGUACAAAUAUGA
Naegleria lovaniensis is the source of this 1773-nucleotide messenger RNA. RefSeq lists its product as uncharacterized. The record is from RefSeq and is a predicted model, not a curated record. The transcript has 2 exons. Gene Ontology annotation, cellular component: cytosol; nucleus; perinuclear region of cytoplasm. The coding region runs from base 1 to 1773 and encodes 590 amino acids. Gene Ontology annotation, molecular function: GTPase activator activity; small GTPase binding. Lineage: Eukaryota; Heterolobosea; Eutetramitea; Acrasida; Naegleriidae. Gene Ontology annotation, biological process: activation of GTPase activity; nucleocytoplasmic transport.